AUGACUGCUGCAAGUAUAUUUUGGCAAGAUACUCUUCGAGAUUACAACAUCGAUUAUUCGUUACCACUACCAUUUGAUCGAUACCGUCUUUCUGAUGAACAUCGAACUAGUCGUGGAAUAUCUGUCAGUUUCGAUUUUGGUGAAGAUCUUUCGCAAGCUGUUGUUACUUAUUCAUCGUUGAAUGGUAUCACACUUGAACAAUUGGUACUUGCAAGUUAUUAUGCAUUCUUGUUCAAAUUGACUAAUGGAGAAAGUGAGUUGUGUAUUAAAAUGAACAUAGAUGGAAGAUAUACAAAAGAGUUGACGUCAGUAAUUGGACUGUUCGUCAAUACUAUUCCUUUACGAUGUCAACUAGAUCCCUAUUGGUCGUUUCCUCAACUACUUGAUCAUGUUCAAGAGAUCACAACAAAUAGUUUAGAGUACUCAUAUUUUCCUCUUCAACGAAUUCUGGUUCAAAAUUCAAACGCUGCAAGAUCAGUAUUUCUUGAUACUGCAUUUGAAUUUCAAUCUUAUACUUCUAAAAAUAGCAAGAAUGAAUUGAUAAUGGAAGAUGCUCGAUUUCAUGAUAUGUCCACUUCAGUCUGUAUUGAUGAUGAUGCAAUAAUGGGCGACUCUGACUUCAUUCUCACUGUUCAAUAUGAUUUAGAUAUGAAUCAUAUUUCAUGUUCGUUUAGUGCAUCAAUCGACUUGUUUGAUAGGAUAACAGUAGAUAAGAUGACUCAAAGAUUUUAUUCAAUGUUAGAACAUCUGUUUCACAUGAAAGAAGUUCAGAUUAACAAGUUACUUAAUGAAUUAUCAAUUAUAUUACCAGAUGAGAGGUUACUUAUGAAAUCAAUAAACAACACACAAGUAUUAUUUUCUCCGCUAGCUUGUAUACAUCAUGAAUUUAUUCAUCAAGUGAUGGAACAUCCUCAAAAACUAGCAGUCGAGCUCGAUAAUCAAUCUUUGACAUAUUCUGAGCUUCUAUAUUAUGUACAAGUAUUAUCUUUAAAUCUGUUGAAUAAACAAAGCGUUAAUGUAGGCGAUCUUGUUUGCCAAUGUGUCGAAAGAAGUUUAUCGAUGGUGAUUGGCAUGAUGACAAUUGAGAUAGUUGGUGCAGUUUAUUGUCCAUUAUCACCUCGAGAUCCACAACAUCGUUUAAAUGUACUGAUAGAACAAACUCAAAGUCGUCUCGUUCUUGUUCAUCCCAUAACACAAGCUAAAUUCGACGAUAAUAAGUCACUUAAUAUUGAUUCAGUUAUAAUUGACUACGAAGUAGAAAACGAUGCUGAUGUUAAUCAACUAACAAGUAUUAAAGUAACACCAGAGAAUAUAGCUUAUAUUAUAUUCACAAGUGGUUCAACCGGAACACCGAAAGCGGCUCAAAUUCGACAUAGAAACUUCAGUGAAUCUAUUCGUUCGUUGAAUUCUGUCAAUACAUUGAAUGAGAACGAUACAGUUGUGCAAAUGACACGUUGUUCAUUCGAUAUUCAUGUGGAAGAUAUAAUAGGAACACUGAUAAUUGGUGCGACGAUAGUGAUGCUUCAUCCAAGAGGAAUGAUUGAUUUUGAAUAUCUUAUCACAGUGCUUGAACAGAAACAAAUUUCAUUUAUAAACAAUGUGCCGAGUAUCUUUCAGAGUUUGUUUACUAUUUCUCAAGAAUAUAACGCUCGUGACGCUAUGAAAUACUUGAGAUCAGUAUGCAGUGGUGGUGAAGCUUUUCCUGUAAAACUGGUUCCUUUAAUUCGAAGUAUGGUAUCGGAAACAUGUCAAAUAUGGAAUUUAUAUGGACCAGCCGAAACGACUAUUGCUUGUACAUUUCACCCUGUUGAUAUAAUGACCGAUACAGGGAACAUUCCAAUCGGACGCGUAUUACCUAACUAUUGGUGUUUGAUUCUGGACAAUUUCUUACAAUCUGUUAUCGUCUCACAAGAAGGUGAAUUAUAUAUAGGAGGUGUGGGUGUCUUCGCUGGCUACCGUGAACGUGAUGACUUGACAACAAAAGUAUUUGUUAAAAUAGAAGAUGAAAUAUUUUAUCGAACAGGUGAUAUUGUUAAAUUGGAUAAUAAUGGUCUGCUUUAUUAUCGAGGAAGAAAAGAUUAUCAAAUCAAGUUACAUGGACAGCGUAUUGAACUUGGAGAAAUCGAACAAUGUUUACUUGAUACAUCAAUCUCUGCUUGUGUUGUCAUCAAAUGCGGUGAGGAUCAUUUGGUUGCAUAUGUUCAAGGUUCUGAUAUCGACGUAGAACAGUUACGCAAGCAUUGUCAAUAUCAUCUUCCACCACAUAUGGUUCCAUCAGCAUUUGUUUUACUGGAGAAACUACCAUUGAAUGAAAAUGGAAAAAUAGAUCGAAAACUUCUUUCAAUACCUGACUUUUCGCCAUUGGCGAAUAUCAACCAAGCUGGUUUAAUGUCACUAACACCUUUGGAAGAACAUCUACAGCGCAUAUUUAGUGAGACAUUUCACUGUAAGUCACCAAAUGUGAGUAUGCCGUUCGGACAAUUGGGCGGUACAUCAAUCGAUGCUAUACGAGCGCUAGUGCUUAUUCGACAAGAAAUAUGUGUAAAGGUUGAUGCUAGUCUCUUAUUUGCCAACCCAUCGGUUCGACAACUUGCACAAACCAUUGAAUCAUUGCUAGUGACAUAUGGUGACUCAUCUGUCAAAACUAUUGCUUUGCAAUUAGAAAAAGAUCAAGAUCGACUAAUGCCAUCCUUAUGUAUCGAAUUAUUAGAUGGUGUCAAAAUUGCUGAAUUUCAAAACAUAUUAUGUUUUCCAUCAAAUCUUCUUAAUAUUGAACGUGGUGUAACAACGUUCGGCAGGGUUAAUCUUGCUCCAUUCGAAAUGACAAAAGAAGGUCUCUGUUAUCUAAAUGAAAUACAUCUUGGUUCAUAUGUAAAUCUUACCAAUGGGUGUACCAUUAUGCCAGCAACAAGACUUUCUUCCAAAAUAAUCGUUGGAAGUCAAACGUUAGUUACAGAAAAGACUAUUAGUACACAAAGUAAUUGUGUAUUACUCGGUAUUCCAGCUCGUAAAAUGCCCUUUAUAGUGCCUGAAGAUAUAUAUUUCGUUAAUGAUUCAUCAUAUUCGAACUAUAUAGCUAUAUAUACUUUGUUGUUUUCAUGCUUUAGUUUGUUUAUAAGCAAGUGUCUAUUCAUCACUUUAUAUUUAUCAUUACCGAUUGUUGCUGCACUGUUUAUUCAUGCAAUGCUCUUUUGUGCAAUCUACCAUUAUUCGAUUUUGUCUACAAAAAGACGCUCACACUUCACAUAUUCAGAAGUUAUUACUCGCCAACAACACUUUCUUUAUACGUUGAUGAACGAGUUUUCUGCUUUUGUCGGGCCAUAUCUAUCGGGAACACAAUGUCUUGUUUUUCUGUUUCGUAUCCUUGGUGCUCAAAUUGGAUCUGAUGUUAGUCUACCUGAUGUUGGUUGCCUUACUGAUCCACAUCUUGUAAAGAUUGGUGAUCAUGUUCGCCUGAAUAGGAAUGCUAUCAUACAAGCUCACACAUUCGAACAGCGUGUGUUCAAACGAGCACCUAUUACUGUGAAUCAUUCUAGUGUGCUGAUGAGUAAUACACUAGUACUUUCUGGAUCCAUACUUCAAGGACAAAAUCUUAUCUUACCAUGGACACUUGUGAUGAAAGAUGAUCAACUACCACCUAACACAAACUGGUCUGGUGUACCUGCUAAACAAGUCAUAUAA
This is a messenger RNA of Rotaria sp. Silwood2, 3681 nucleotides long. The record is from the annotation of a GenBank genome assembly. Lineage: Eukaryota; Metazoa; Rotifera; Eurotatoria; Philodinida; Philodinidae.